ACCAUCUUACAGACUACGUACAGACUACGGCAUCUAUCACAUCAAUGGCGUCCACACUGACCCUGCCUCAACUGCCCGCAAAACAUCGGGACCUACCGAGAUGGAUACAGAGCCAUCCAAAACCGCCUCUCAACCAGAUUACUGCACCUUACAAUAACUAUGACGCCGUGGUGCGUAAGCUGUUUGCCCAGGACCCUUCUCACACAGCUUUGCAGGACAACCAUCUCAACAUUGUGCCCCUUUACGAUUCGAGCGGUCUUACUGAUGUCCGCGUUCGGGCUCGGGACUUGGCGUCGGAGCCCUCGACAAUGAAGGAACGGUACAUCAUGCCCUUGAAGGAACAAGACCGGCGACCCAAUGGUUCCCCAGCAGUGGUUCCGAGGCUUGAUGACUUUUGGAGGAACUUCAACAUCUUUUCCGAGGGUGCAUUGAGCGACAUAGACUGGAGUAAUGUGGUCGUCGCAGGAAGCGCAGUGGUCACCUGCCUGCUACCAGUGCCUGAAGAGUACCGUGACUCGAAGCGUGCCAUGCUUUGCUCUUCGCCGGCCAAGCGGAAGUGGGAAUCCAACCGGUGGAGAAUACGGAGUUAAACGUUAAGCUUAUCGAUAAGUGCCCGAGAUAGUGUCAGCAUCGUUGAACCAAGUGAUGUUUGAUCAUUUGAUGGAAUGAUCAUAUUGGAAGUAGGGAUGUCACAUGACAUGACCCUAUCUUAGUAGCCGCCCCCUCCUAGCUUCCUGAGGAAUCUACAAGCAUUUACCAUCUCACGUUCCAUCGUAGGGCGUCACAAGGCAGGAGAUAGUCGCUGGGAAGGAGCGGAAAGGAGAGCCGGUUGUUUGAUCGGGAUGGCUCAAG
Aspergillus sclerotioniger CBS 115572 is the source of this 852-nucleotide messenger RNA. RefSeq lists its product as uncharacterized. The coding region runs from base 45 to 590 and encodes 181 amino acids. The transcript has a single exon. The record is from RefSeq and is a predicted model, not a curated record. NCBI's taxonomy places the organism in Eukaryota, Fungi, Ascomycota, Eurotiomycetes, Eurotiales, Aspergillaceae.